GUCAGGUCAAAGGUCAUGCGGCAGUAGCACAUGUGUAGACCUGCGUUUGUGGACGCUUUUCUCUCGGCACUUUUCUUGGGGAUGCUUGAGGAUCUUACAGUAGGUAGGUUUCUUUAGGAGCGUUCAGAACUGACCAUCGCGUAAAGGAGAAAUCGUUGUUAAGCAGUACUCUGCUAUUUGUAGAGGAAAAGCACUGUUGUUGUGGACCUUAUACUAAAGCUAACCAAAGAUGGUACUGAAGAAGGUAGACAACAGGAUCCGUGUGCUGAUAGAGAAUGGUGUGGUACAGCAUCACAGGGGCCUGUUUGUCAUAGUGGGCGACAAGGGCAAGGACCAGGUAGUGAUCCUGCACCACAUGCUGUCUAAGGCACAAGUCAAGGCUCGGCCGUCUGUUUUAUGGUGUUACAAGAAAGAGCUUGGGUUCAGCACUCAUCGUAAAAAAAGGAUGAAACAGCUUCAAAAGAAGAUCAGGAAUGGAACCCUGGAUGUGAAGGAAGACGACCCAUUUGAACUGUUCAUAGCUGCCACAAAUGUCCGCUACUGUUACUAUGCUGAGACCCACAAGAUUCUGGGAAACACAUACGGCAUGUGUGUGUUACAGGACUUUGAAGCACUGACACCCAACCUGUUGUGCAGAACUAUUGAAACAGUGGAGGGUGGGGGCAUUGCCUGCCUGCUGCUCAGGAGUAUGAACUCACUCAGACAGCUGUACACCAUGGCUAUGGAUGUACAUUCCCGAUACAGAACAGAGGCACACAGAGAUGUGGUGGGCAGAUUCAAUGAAAGGUUUCUGCUGUCCCUGUCGUCCUGUGAGACCUGUAUGGUGAUAGAUGAUCAGCUGAACAUCCUCCCCAUCUCCUCACAUAUCCUCAACAUCUCAGCUGUACCAUCCAGGUCAAAGGAGGACUCCCUGAGCCCUGCAGAGGUGGAACUGAAAGGCCUGAAGGAGUCCCUGCAGGACACUCAGCCUGUGGGCUCGCUGGUCAACUGCUGCAAGACUCUGGACCAGGCCAAGGCUUUACUGAAGUUUAUAGAGGCCAUCUCAGAGAAGACAUUGAGGAGCACGGUUGCCAUGACAGCAGCCAGAGGGAGGGGCAAGUCAGCAGCACUGGGACUGGCUAUAGCAGGGGCUGUGGCAUUCAGCUACUCCAACAUCUUUGUGACAUCUCCCAGCCCUGAGAACCUGAACACACUGUUUGAGUUUGUCUUUAAGGGAUUCGAUGCCCUGGACUACCAGGAACACAUGGACUAUGAGCUUGUCCAGUCUACAAACCCUGACUUCCACAAGGCUGUGGUCAGAGUCAACAUCUACAGAGAACACAGACAGACCAUACAGUACCUCCACCCCAGCGAUGCCCAGAAGCUGGGUCAGGCAGAGCUGGUAGUGAUUGACGAGGCGGCUGCCAUCCCCCUCCCCCUGGUGAAGAGCCUCAUGGGACCUUACCUGGUCUUCAUGGCUUCUACUGUCAAUGGAUAUGAGGGCACAGGUAGGUCCCUUUCCCUGAAGCUGAUUCAGCAGCUCAGACAACAGAAUGCGACCUUCGGUGGUAACGCAGAGGCUAAAGCAGCUGCUGCCAUGGCAACCAAGACGGAAGGCGGGGCCAGUGCUACAGGCCGGACCCUGCAUGAGCUGGUGUUGAGUGAGUCCAUCCGUUACGCCAGCGGGGACCCGGUGGAGGCCUGGCUGAACCGUCUGCUGUGUCUGGAUGUGUCCAGUGUUCCCAGGGUGCACUCUGGCUGUCCCAUCCCAGCCAGCUGUGACCUAUACUAUGUGAACAGAGACACCUUGUUCUGUUACCACAAGGCUUCUGAGGCCUUUCUACAGAGGAUCAUGUCCAUAUAUGUUUCUGCACACUACAAGAACACCCCUAAUGACCUCCAGAUGCUGUCAGAUGCUCCAGCUCACCACCUGUUUGUGCUGCUGCCACCUGUGAACCCUGACCAAUCAGCACUGCCGGAAGUACUUUGUGUAGUACAGGUGUGCUUGGAGGGAGAGAUCUCCAAACAGAACAUCAUGUCAGGUCUGAGUCGUGGCAAGAGGGCAUCAGGUGACCUCAUACCCUGGACGGUGUCCCAGCAGUUCCAGGACACAGAGUUUGCCAGUCUGUCUGGUGGCAGGGUGGUCAGAAUAGCUACACAUCCAGAUUAUCAAGGGAUGGGAUAUGGGAUGCGAGCCCUGCAGCAGCUGGACAUGUACUACCAGGGGAAGAUCCCCAGUCUGGCUGAGGACACAGGCACGGCACAGGGCCUGCCUGCUGUGGACAAGGAGACUGUGUCCCUGCUGGAGGAGAAACUCGGACCCAGGAAGAACCUGCCCCCUCUGCUGUCCAAACUGAGCGAGAGACAGGCAGAGAGGCUGGACUAUCUGGGCGUGUCCUAUGGGCUGACUGCACCCCUGCUCAAGUUCUGGAAGAAAGCAGGAUAUGCUCCAGUCUACCUGAGGCAGACUCCUAAUGACCUGACAGGUGAACACUCCUGUAUCAUGUUGAAGAGGAUACAAGAAGAAGAUGAGGAGCAGGAUACAGACUGGCUGUCUGCCUUCUGGACAGACUUCCGGCGGCGUUUCCUGUCCCUGCUGUCGUAUCAGUUCCGCACCUUCCAGCCCUCCCUCAGCCUCAGCAUUCUGCAGGCUAAGAAAGGUGUCAAGGCUAACACAGCUGUCCUUACCCUGGGGGAUCUGUACGCCCAUCUGACCCAGUAUGACCUGAAGAGACUGGACCUGUACUCCAGGUACAUGGUGGACUAUCACCUGAUCAUGGACCUGCUGCCUGCCCUGGCCAGGAUGUACUUCCUACAGAAACUGGACAUGUCUCUGUCUGUAGCACAGUCGGCUAUCCUGCUCGGGUUGGGACUACAGCACAAGACAGUAGAUGACCUGGAGAAGGUGCUGGAACUGCCAGCCUCUCAGGUGAUGGGCCUCUUCAACAGGCUGGUCAGGAAGAUUGUACAGUUCCUGAGCAGUAUUGAGGAGCAGGCUGUUGAAAGUGAACUCCUGGCACCCAAAGAAGUAGUGAUGGAGCCAACAGCACAGUCCCUGCAGACUGAACUGGCAGAGGCAGCAAAGGAGUUUGAGGACAAGCAGAAGAAAGAACUGAAAAAACUCAAGGAUCUGGACCUUGAAAAAUAUGUUAUCAAGGGAUCUGAGACAGAGUGGGAGUCAGCACUGACCAGUGGGCUGAAGAGUGGGGUGGUCAGUGUGGCCAGUGGAAAGAAGCGAAAAGAAGAGGCAGCACCCACACCAGAGCCAACAAAGAAGAAAUCCAAGAAAUUCAAGAAAGAUAAGAAGUUCAAAAAGACUUGAUUUGUAUGAGUUAACUGUUUUGACUUUUGUGUCAGGCCAAACUGAUUGAAUUGUCGUGCCCUUUUUGGAUUAAGACUGACACAAUAGCAUUGUGCUGACCAUAUUCCUUUUAUGUCAAUGGUCUGGUUGUUUUUAAUAUAUCUUGUAUCAUCAGGCAUUGUUAAGUUCAGUAAUGACUCAACAGUAUCCCAUACUUCAAGGUAUAUCCUUUAUUGAAAGAAGUCACUUGAUUACAAAAAUAUCUGUGUAACCUUACUGAAAACAGCUUACAUCAAGAUAGCUCCAUGGGCAUCGGUCUUCAAAACUGCCAGGUGAGGCGGUAAUAUUUAUUUGUGAAUUUACUUUGGAAACAUGUCUGACACACUGCAUUCCUCAAAGUUCAAUUACAUUGUAAUUAAAAGUUAGAGUCUUGUCAGCUUUGCUAUAAAAGCGGGGUACUUGUACAAUGUAGGUAGGAUAACAAGGUAAAAUAACAGUUUGCAAAUUUAUAGUGGCCGGAAACAUAGUGUACACAUGUACAUUUUCUGCUUAUGAUGCUAUGUAUAUCUUAAUGAUUUCCUAGAUGAUUUGGCAUUCAAAAACUGAGGUUGGAUAUCACAACACUGUCCCAAAAAAUGAGACUCACUGUGAAAAACUGACUUGCAUGUACAUGUACAAUACUCGCUGGUCAAAAUGCUACAAUCAGUUUUUAAUAAAAAUCUGGGAUGAAACAGAAUUACUACAGUAA
This is a messenger RNA of Branchiostoma floridae (Florida lancelet), 4028 nucleotides long. RefSeq names its product RNA cytidine acetyltransferase-like. Gene Ontology annotation, molecular function: 18S rRNA cytidine N-acetyltransferase activity; ATP binding; tRNA binding. Gene Ontology annotation, cellular component: nucleolus; 90S preribosome. The record is from RefSeq and is a predicted model, not a curated record. Gene Ontology annotation, biological process: rRNA acetylation involved in maturation of SSU-rRNA. The transcript has 27 exons. Bases 230 to 3301 code for a protein of 1023 amino acids. Lineage: Eukaryota; Metazoa; Chordata; Leptocardii; Amphioxiformes; Branchiostomatidae.